GUCAAAGCGGCGGCGGUGGCACGAGGUAAGCAAGAGCGAGAUGACGAGUACGAAGGAGACCACCGACAAGGAACGCGCCGAGCCUCCCUGCCCGUCGUGGGACGGAGAGGAUCUCAGCGGGUGGCCCGAGAAGAGGCAGGCGAUAGACAGGUGGAGUCGACUCACGGCGGUACCACCAGAAGAGCAGAGAGAGACGCUACUGCGGCACCUGACGAAGGAAACGGCGACGGCGACACGGCGUCUACGACCAGGGAGUGUGCAGUACGCUGGAGGGCUUCAUGCUGUCAUCAUGGCCUUGGAUACGCUUGCGCUUCCAGAGGCAGGCGACGAUAUCUUCCUGCAGCUGGAGAAGACGCUGUUCGCGGCACCGAGAUCGCGCUAUGAGACACUGACGAAGUUCACCAAUCGGAUCAGAGCUGAUCAGAAGGAGCUGGUCAGGCUGCCCCCCAACACUCUUAACGAUACGGCGAUCGGGUUUCUGCUGCUACUGGGGGCUGGCCUUGUCAAGGCGGAGCGGGGCCAGGUGCUUAUCCAGACGGGGUACGACGGUGACGCGCACAUGCUGGUGGCAAUUCUCGAGCGCAUGACCGACGACAACACGGUGACCGACAAGACGACGCCCAUGAGGACGGCCUGCCUAGCAGGAGUACGGAUAGAAGAUGGGCCAGCACCUUCCGACGGCGACGAGGAGGGCAACAUCAUCUACGACGCGAUGGCGAAACUGCUGGGCAUCGAGGGUGACGCGGCAAACGGCGCAGACGACAAGCUGGACCACGGGGAGACGCUGGUGGAGACGGAGGCGCUGGACUGCACUGCGUUGUCGCACCUCCGCCGGGACAAGGUCAAUCCGACAGGAGGUUUCGCCGCGAUGACAGAUCUGGACGACGAGGUGCGCAGCUGCGUCGUUUCGGAGGCGAGGAUGGCGUCGGUGUCAAACUUCGCUUGGCACGUCAACCUGGCGGUGGGCAUCGAGAAUUCGGGCAGACCAGGGCGGGGGGCAGUAGACGCGGCGCGCGGCUUCAACGCGAUGGGCCUCGAGACGCACGACGCGCGGGUCAGGCGCUGCAAGGGGCGCCGCGACCUCAGGCUGGAGACGAUGCCAUACUGCAAGAAGUAUCGCUUCGGGAACGACCAGGUCUGCGCCGCGACGGAGGAUGUUAUCAUCCCGAUCACGCUCGGCGAAUUCAGCGGCGUAAUCUUCGCGCGCCUGGUCAAGGGGGCCGCGCCGCUGUUUCUAUGUAAGACGUUCGUCGUUGGGCUGAAGGAAUCGUCGCGCGCGUUCCAGUCAGUGCUCGACCCCCCAGAGCAGAAUGUCACCCUUCCCUUGGCACGCGCUGGCGGCCUGCGCUUCCUGUUACAACUGGACGAUUUCGCGGGGCCGCAGGGGUGGCCUGAGAGCUGGGCGCCGCGCGCGAAGGAA
This is a messenger RNA of Prorocentrum cordatum, 1420 nucleotides long. Lineage: Eukaryota; Dinophyceae; Prorocentrales; Prorocentraceae. The record is from the annotation of a GenBank genome assembly.